This is a messenger RNA of Poecilia reticulata (guppy), 2676 nucleotides long. RefSeq names its product visinin-like 1a (gene vsnl1a). The record is from RefSeq and is a predicted model, not a curated record. NCBI's taxonomy places the organism in Eukaryota, Metazoa, Chordata, Actinopteri, Cyprinodontiformes, Poeciliidae. Gene Ontology annotation, molecular function: calcium ion binding.
CACUUCGUGUUCAGCAGCAUCUUUCUGCGGAUCUGCACCCCGUACUUUCUGACUCUCCUCCUCCAAACGGUGGAACAAAUAGCAAAAUUGGAAAAAAGAAGCAGACAUUAAAGCCGUGAGCUUCUUGUUUCGCGGUAGGAGCAUUUCAUACGACUGAGGUGCUUGUUUUGUUUCUUUCCCCCCACCCCCUCGUCCUCGGAGGGUUUUUGAGACCACUCCAAACACCAGACCGCAGGACUUCUCUCGUUGACUUCACACUCUCACAAGGGAAAAAAAAUGGGGAAACAGAACAGCAAGCUGACCCCUGAAGUGAUGGAGGACCUGGUGAAGAACACUGAGUUCAACGAGCACGAGCUGAAGCAGUGGUACAAGGGAUUCCUGAAGGACUGCCCCACCGGCCGGCUAAACCUGGACGAGUUCCAGCAGCUAUACGUCAAGUUCUUCCCUUACGGCGACGCGUCCAAGUUCGCCCAGCACGCUUUCAGGACCUUCGACAAGAAUGGCGACGGCACCAUCGACUUCAGAGAGUUCAUCUGCGCGCUGUCCAUCACAUCGCGAGGCAGCUUCGAGCAGAAACUCAACUGGGCCUUCAACAUGUACGACCUGGACGGAGACGGCAAAAUCACACGGGUGGAGAUGCUGGAGAUCAUCGAGGCGAUCUACAAGAUGGUCGGCACGGUGAUCAUGAUGAAAAUGAACGAAGACGGCCUGACGCCCGAGCAGAGGGUGGACAAGAUCUUCUCCAAGAUGGAUAAGAACAACGACGACCAGAUCACGCUGGAGGAGUUUAAAGAGGCGGCCAAGAGCGACCCGUCCAUCGUACUACUGCUGCAGUGCGACCUCCAGAAAUAGGCCGGGACGCGGCGGAGAGAGCGCCCCCACCAGCCACCACGGACUGCACAGAAAGAAUUUCAUGUUCCAUUCAGUUUGCAGCUAUUUCCACUGAAAAAAAAAAGAGAAAAAAUUAUAUGCUUGGACUACCUUUCAAUGGAUCUGCUUCUUGUGUUUGAAACACUCGUGUGCAUGAGAAUGUUAUUUGCUAUGAAACAAAAACAUCGACACACAGCAUACAGCGGUGUGCGGGUGCACACCAACGCCACAAAACCAACACCUGCAAACACACACUCUCCCACACACAUCUCUACAUAUAAACAACUUGCACAAAUAAUAACUAUAUAUAUAUAUAUAUAUAUAUAUGAAGAAAUAUAAAUAUGAAUAUAUAUUAAAAUUAUUUAUAGAUCAAAUGCCAAAAUGUGAAGUGUGCAAAAGUAUUUUCCAUUCAGUUUCAUUCUWCCAGAGCUUGCGCAUCAUGUGAUGUGCUGACGUUGAAUUUGCCGUUACUCUAUUUAUUGUUCCGAGUUUACCRAUGCUAGCUGUGCGUGUUUCACCAAACCUGUCGACCGAACCGAACUCCUACAACAGCGUACCUUCUUCCAGUACCCCCCAUCCGUCUUUUCAAAURUUAGCUCUAGACGAGGCGGAUUAGCCCGAGUUUUCCCACCGAAACGAGCCUGUACCGUCCACCAAUACAGUCAAUGUUGUUCAUUUGCAUGCCUUUAGGUUCUGCCUUAAAAGUCGAAUUUCCACCCGGCGAUUGAAGACAGAAAGCCUUAUCAACGCGACGCAGUGACUCUUGAGGGGAGACAGUUUUUUUUUUGUUGUUGUUGUUUUCGUUUUUUCUUUUUCAAAAUAAAUCAGCCUGCGCUAAGUCCUCCUACGAGUAUCCUUGUACGGGUUGUAAGCUCUGUGAUCCGUUGAGACCUUUUCUUUGGAUUGCUUUUAACUGUGGGAGCAUGUUUCCUUGUAGAUUAGCUGUGCUACAUGUUGCUGAGACCUAAAUAUCCCGUGCCCGAUGUGCAUUUGAGCACAUUAAUCUCGUUACAAGUUGGCCGACGCUGAGCGAUGAGGACUGUGUCGUUUUGGACGAGAGCUAAACUAGCAGAACUCCGAGGUAAACCCAAUGAAGGCGACUGAUUUAGGAUUGAACAGGCUGGAGUUACAUUAGGAAAAUUACUCUGAUUCAACUCUCUUUACUUAUUUGUCACAUUUAGUUCAUUUUGGCUCAGAGGUUGCAUAUCGUUACAAGGAAUUAAGAGUGUUUGAGUAUUAAAGUAGCCCAGAGGCGAGGUGUUUGUGGUGUUCCCAGAGGACCGCUCUUAAGGUCAAGAUUUUCUGUUCAGUAGGUUUUUACAACUUGCCCUCUUCGGCCCCUCAAAGUAUUUCUCUUUUACCAAUCAGUCCGAUUUUUGUAUGUUUUUUACUCCCUUUGUUUCAUACGUUCUACACAUCGAAGUCCAGUGAAGUAGUACCUCUCAACGGUGACAUGACUAACUUUGCUUGCCCCAGUAUAUUCCAGACUUUAUGUAUUUGUUUAGUGGGAUAACAGAAGAAAGAAGCAGAUUUGGCAAUAAAGAUUUAUCAUGUUAGUCUAUCUUUGUCCGUUCAGCAGUGUGGAUUGUAACCCUGGUAAAGUGUCUAAUCUGAGGCCUGAUGAUGUUUCUAACUAUGACUCUGUUACUGCUGAGAGGAUACCAAGUCAAAGGAAUGGCAACAGUGUAAAAAAAAAAAAAAACAAAAAAAAAACUAUUCUUUUGUAGCAUGUAUUGUGUCCCUGACGACAUGGCUGCACUACUCCCUGUGUUGUGAUUUAAUCUAAUAAAAUAAACUCUAUGGGCA